Messenger RNA from Teleopsis dalmanni, 361 nucleotides. RefSeq lists its product as uncharacterized. The transcript is spliced from 2 exons. Lineage: Eukaryota; Metazoa; Arthropoda; Insecta; Diptera; Diopsidae. The record is from RefSeq and is a predicted model, not a curated record. The coding region runs from base 47 to 361 and encodes 104 amino acids.
AAUAAUUUUUUUUAAAAUAUAUACUUAAAUAAAGAAUAUUAUAAACAUGUUUAAAAUAGUUUUAAAUACUAUAGUUUGUUUCAUUUUUUUCUCAACCAUCAAUGCUGCAAAUGUUUUGCCUCAAGAUAUGCAGAAAUGUGCUAAUAGUGAUGAAAGCUGUUUAACGAAAACAGGUCAAAUGAUCGUUACAAAUUAUGCCAAAUCUGGAUUACGAGAACUGAACUUAACUCCCUUUGACCCUUUACACAUCAAAAGUAUGGUUUUGGAAAAAAAUCCUGCAAGUCCUGUGAAUAUUGAACUAAGUUUUAAUGACGUCAAUUUGAAUGGAUUACAAAAUUUAAAAAUCAAAAAACUAAAGUGA